UGGAUAACCUGUUCGCUACUUGGAGGUCGCAGUGCGCGGGACACUGUCAUGCCGGGAUACCUGGAUACCUGGAUAGCCCUAAUUCAGACAUAAAUACUGCAAUACUAUCGGAGCACAGACAACAGUAUUGUUCCCUGUACAACAAGCGAUGUAACUUCAGUAUCGCCCCGCCGAUCGCUUACUGGAUCGAGACUAAGCUUUGCAGGGGAUCGUCGCCAUAAUAAGCCGAUUGUUGCUCACUGCCUCCCCCUCUCCAACCUCUCUCACCUCUGUAUUCACCAUUCACCCUCACGAUGCGUUCGGUGUGGUUGCUUUCAUUAGCUGCGUGUCUAGCCCAGGCACUGGAAUACAAAGCGUACAACUUCUCUGCCCCGAUAGACCACUUCCACAACGAGACCCGCUACGAGCCCCAUAGCAAUGCCUCGUUCAACCUCCGCUACUGGUUCGACGACAGUCACUACCAGCCUGGAGGGCCGGUAUUCGUAAUCGCCGCGGGUGAAACAGACGGUGAAGACCGGUUUCCAUUCCUAUCACAGGGAAUCGUCACCCAGCUCGCAGAGGCCUACCACGGGCUAGGCGUCAUCCUCGAACACCGCUACUACGGAACAAGCUAUCCAUUCAAGGAUGUUACAGCAGAUAAUCUCCGGUUUCUAUCGACAGAGCAGUCCCUCGCCGACUACGCAUACUUCGCGUCGAAUGUCGUCUUCCCAGGACUGGAAGACCAAGACCUAACAGCGUCCACAACCCCAUGGAUCGCCUACGGGGGCUCCUACGCCGGCGCCCAGGUCGCCUUCAUGCGAAAAGUCUACCCAGAGGUCUUCUGGGGCGCUGUAUCCUCGUCCGGCGUCACGGCCGCAAUCAUCGACUACUGGAACUACUACGAGCCCAUCCGCAACUACGGGCCUGCCGACUGCAUCGACACCGUCCAGACAAUCACGGAUCUGGUUGACCGCAUUCUCAUCGAUCACCCAGACAACCAUACCCUGCACGCGCAGAUCCAGGCAGCAUACGGCGUCUCGCCGCCAAUCAACAACACCGACUUCGUGUCUACCCUGUCGAGCCCGCUGGGCUUGUUCCAGUCUCGGAACUGGGACCCGGCCGAGGGCUCGUACGGAUUCAGGGCUUAUUGCGAUAAUAUCACCUCGCCGCACCCUCUUUACCGGCCAAACAACGCCACGGGUCUUCUGCCCAGUCUUGUGGACGCAGCAGGGUACGAUUCCUCGAAUAAGACCCUCCUAGCUGCCCUCCGCAACAACAUCGGAUACCUCAAUGGCUCAGCCCCAGAGACGGAAUCCAGCAGCAGCAGCAGCAGCAGAAGUGGCAGGAAAAGCACGCUCCCCCAAACCUCCACGACAAGCUGGAACUACCAAGUGUGCACAGAAUGGGGCUACUUCAUGCCAGGCUCCACAGUUCCCUCGUCCAUCCGGCCCCUGAUUUCCCGCCUCAUAGACAUCGAGUAUAGCUCCAGCUUCUGCAGUUCCGACUUCGGCAUCGACUCACCCCCCGAUGUCGAGCAGGUGAAUAAGCACGGUGGAUUCAACUUCUCGUACCCCAGAGUAGCUAUACUCGGGGGCACGGCGGAUCCGUGGCGUGAUGCGACCCCGCAUGCAGAGGGUCUGCCGGGGAGGAAGUCGACGCGUGAAGAACCGUUUAUCCUUGUUGAUGUUGAUGCGGAUGAUGUGUGGGAUGGGAUUCGGGGGGCAGUGCAUCAUUGGGACCAGAAUGGGCUGAGUGUGGAGCAGGUUGAGAGUGGGGAGAGACCGCCAGCAGUGAUUCAGAGGGUGCAGAGGGAGAUUGUGGACUUUGUUGGCGGGUGGUUGGAUCAGUGGGAGGCGAAGGAGGAUCUGUAGUUCGUAUCUGAGUGAAGAAGUGCCAUUAAUUUGUCGAGUUUAUGAACAUAUGAAGCAGAAGACUGAAUCGAAAGAACGCUAAAUACUCGUACAAAGCAAAAAGGCAGCGAAGCACCGAAACACCACCA
Messenger RNA from Aspergillus versicolor CBS 583.65, 1978 nucleotides. RefSeq names its product putative extracelular serine carboxypeptidase. NCBI's taxonomy places the organism in Eukaryota, Fungi, Ascomycota, Eurotiomycetes, Eurotiales, Aspergillaceae. The transcript has a single exon. Bases 294 to 1850 code for a protein of 518 amino acids. Gene Ontology annotation, biological process: proteolysis. The record is from RefSeq and is a predicted model, not a curated record. Gene Ontology annotation, molecular function: serine-type exopeptidase activity; dipeptidyl-peptidase activity.